UUUUGGGCCCAUCUCCUUCAAUACUGCAUGGCAGAGCUAAUUAAAUGCCUUUCUAUAAAAAAUUCUGGAUAACAUCAGCGAUGUGGAAAAAGAGGACUGGAUUGAAAAUCUAAAGCCGUGUUCGGGGAUUCCUUAGCAAUUCCGAGAAAAAUUAUACAUUAGAAUCGAAAUUCCGGCCCGGUGUAUGUUCAUCCUUCCCUCUGUUUUCGUUACAGCUUUACCCCUUUUCACAUUAUAGUGUGUGUAUUGCAGGGAUAUUUUUUCAGCCUUGCUUAUCCACUUACAAUCGGUUUUCUCAUAUCACACUUUGAGGAAAGAUAAUUCUUGAAUUUUGUCUAAUACAAAACCAGGGUUUUUCAUAUUGUUAUGGCAAUUCUGUUACACUCAUCGUUUCCGGUGAGAAACCCAUCACCGCAGCUCGCCGGAAAAUCCUCCGGCCUACUCGCGCACGCGCCGAAGUCCCAAUCUUUCCCACUCAACACCACUAACUUCUCCCAAGUCCUCUCCUCAACCCAGAAACCCCUUCCCCCAAAAGACAGCAUCUUUACCCUACCCAACUGGAGAUCCGGCAGAACCGACCCGAGAAGCAGGGAAGUCAAGAUAAACGACGCUUUCCUCUACCUGGAGUACAUGGUGGGCAAAGGCCACAAGCCCGAUGUGGCCAGCGCCACCCAGCUAAUGUACGAUCUCUGCAAAUCCAACAAACUCAGAAAAGCCACUAGGGUUAUGGAGAUGGUGGUCAAAGCUAGCACCAUCCCGGAUGCUGCCUCCUACACUUUCUUGGUCAACCAUUUAUGCCGCCGGGGAAACGUCGGCCACGCAAUGCAGCUAGUCGAAACAAUGGAGGAGUACGGCUACCCGACGAACACCCUCACCUACAAUUCCCUAGUUAGAGGCCUCUGUAUGCGCGGCAACUUGAACAAGAGCCUCCAGUUCGUCGAAAAAUUGAUGCAGAAGGGCCUCAUCCCGAACGCGUUCACCUAUUCGAUCCUCCUCGAAGCCGCGUACAAAGAAAAAGGAGUCGACGAAGCCAUGAAAUUGUUGGAUGAUAUGAUAGCCAAGGGCGCGAAGCCCAAUCUAGUGAGCCACAACGUGAUCUUGACCGGUUUGUGCAAGGAGAAUCGGACCGAAGAGGCGGUGCAGCUCUUUAGGGACUUGCCCGCAAAGGGUUUCAAUCCGAACGUUGUGAGCUACAAUAUCUUGUUGAGGAGUUUGUGCUACGAGGGCCGUUGGGAUGAAGCGAACGAGCUUCUCUCGGAAAUGGUGGGCGAAGAGCGGGCCCCGUCUAUAGUGACGUAUAAUAUAUUGAUUGGCUCGUUGGCUCUAAAGGGUCGAACGGAUCAAGCUCUCGAGGUAUUGGACGAGUUGUUCCGCGAGGGCCGGUUCAAGCCAGAUGCCGCGAGCUACAAUCCGGUGCUCGCUCGUCUAUGCAAAGAACGAAAAAUCGAUGAUGUCAUCAUGUGUCUUGACCAAAUGAGCUUUCGGAAUUGCUUGCCUAAUGAGGGGACGUAUAACGCUAUUGCGGUGUUGUGCGAUGACGGGGCGAUGGUUGAGGAGGCAUUUUCAAUCAUUAAGAAUCUGAGGAACAAGAAUGAAUCCUCGUUCCACGAUUUCUACAGAAACGUGAUCACUAGUUUGUGCAGGAAGGGCAAUACGUACGCGGCUUUUCGUUUGUUGUACCAGAUGACUUCGUGCGGGUUCACGCCUGAUUCGUACACUUACUCGUCUUUGAUAAGGGGUUUGUGUUUGGAGAGGAUGCUGGGGCCCGCAAUGGAUGUUUUUCGGGCUAUGGAGGAGAACGGGUUUAGGCCCGAUGUGGAUAACUACAACGCCCUUGUGCUUGGCCUGUGUAAAUGUGGGAGGACGGAUUUGUCAUUUGAGGUUUACGAGAUGAUGGUGGAGAAGGGGCAUAUGCCUAACGAGACUACAUAUACUAUAUUGGUUGAAGGGAUGAUUUACGAGCAAGAGAAGGAGAUGGCGGUGGGUUUGUUGAGCGAGCUUCACGUUAGACGUGUUGUGAGUAGAAGUACGGUGGAGAGACUUACUAUGCAAUACGAUCUUGAAACUCCGUUGGUGCAUGUAUAGUGUGGGAUAUUUACAAGGGUUGUGCAAAGAAUAGGACAAUUGAUUUGUGCGAGUAUUGUUAUACAUUUGAUAGAAUGUGAUUUGUAAUAAACUUGGGAUUUAGGCUUGGAGGGGCUAUUUUUUGUUUGGGAGGAGAAUCUUCAAAUUCUAGUGGGAAUAAUAAUUCUUGAUGCUUUUACCUUACGAA
Molecule: messenger RNA, 2272 nt
Organism: Erythranthe guttata (spotted monkey flower)
Lineage: Eukaryota; Viridiplantae; Streptophyta; Magnoliopsida; Lamiales; Phrymaceae
Product: Pentatricopeptide repeat (PPR) superfamily protein
Molecular function (GO): mRNA binding; protein binding
Source: RefSeq, a predicted model, not a curated record